Messenger RNA from Carcharodon carcharias (great white shark), 2334 nucleotides. It is a transcript of the gene stk3, whose product is annotated as serine/threonine kinase 3 (STE20 homolog, yeast). The transcript is spliced from 12 exons. The record is from RefSeq and is a predicted model, not a curated record. Gene Ontology annotation, biological process: regulation of MAPK cascade; intracellular signal transduction; protein phosphorylation. NCBI's taxonomy places the organism in Eukaryota, Metazoa, Chordata, Chondrichthyes, Lamniformes, Lamnidae. The coding region runs from base 519 to 1697 and encodes 392 amino acids. Gene Ontology annotation, molecular function: ATP binding; protein serine/threonine kinase activity. Gene Ontology annotation, cellular component: cytoplasm.
AGUCGAGCCGGGCAAGUGGCUGGCCGCUGCUGCCGGAACGAUGGCGGUUUGAAAGUUUAACCGUCGCAACUGCCUUUCUAACCGUCACACGUUUAAAAGGCGUCAUUACAGCCAUGGAGCCGUCGGCGCCGAAAAGCAAGUUGAAAAAACUGAGUGAAGACAGCCUUACUAAGCAGCCUGAAGAGGUUUUCGAUGUAUUGGAAAAACUUGGUGAAGGAUCUUAUGGCAGUGUUUUUAAAGCAAUCCAUAAAGAAUCUGGCCAAGUUGUUGCCAUAAAGCAAGUGCCAGUGGAGUCCGACCUACAGGAAAUUAUUAAGGAAAUUUCAAUAAUGCAACAAUGUGAUAGAUCAAGCCCACUGAAUUGAAGUAGAAGAGCUGCAACAUGGGUUCAGAACAUCUGUCUUUGAUCGCUUGCUGUUCUUUCUCAGUGCUUCUCUUUCGAAGAUACAUUUUGAAACUGUGCUUAUGUAGUGAAUUACUAUGGCAGCUAUUUUAAAAAUACUGACCUCUGGAUAGUUAUGGAAUAUUGUGGAGCUGGAUCUGUUUCUGAUAUUAUCCGACUACGAAACAAAACUCUCAUAGAAGAUGAAAUAGCAACAAUUCUCAAAUCCACCUUAAAAGGGCUGGAAUACCUGCACUUCAUGAGGAAAAUUCACAGAGACAUCAAAGCUGGAAAUAUCCUAUUGAAUACAGAAGGGCAUGCAAAGCUUGCGGACUUUGGCGUUGCAGGCCAGCUGACAGAUACAAUGGCAAAACGCAACACUGUGAUAGGAACGCCGUUUUGGAUGGCUCCAGAAGUGAUCCAAGAAAUUGGCUACAAUUGUGUUGCAGAUAUCUGGUCUUUGGGAAUCACAGCAAUUGAAAUGGCAGAAGGCAAGCCGCCCUAUGCAGACAUUCAUCCAAUGAGGGCUAUUUUUAUGAUUCCCACCAACCCACCACCAACAUUCCGGAAGCCAGAGCUCUGGUCUGAUGAGUUCACAGAUUUUGUCAAGAAGUGUCUGGUGAAGAAUCCAGAGCAAAGAACUACUGCCACGCAACUCUUGCAGCACAAUUUCAUUAAAAAUGCCAAAUCUGUGUCAAUUCUGAGAGAUUUAAUCAUUGAAGCAAUGGAAAUUAAAGCAAAAAGACAUCAGGAACAGCAAAGAGAGCUUGAAGAAGAAGAUGAGAACUCAGAUGAAGAUGAAGUGGAUUCUUACACCAUGGUGAAGACUAGUCAUGUGGGCACAGGCACCAUGAGGGCAACCAGUACCAUGAGUGAAGGUGCCCAAACCAUGAUUGAACACAACAGUACAAUGUUAGAGUCAGACCUGGGGACCAUGGUAAUUAACAGUGACGAAGAUGAAGAAGAUGGGACCAUGAAAAGGAAUGAUGCUCCAGAACAGCUGCAAAGACCAGCCUUUAUGGAUUAUUUUGACAAACAGGAGAAAAAUACUAAUCCUCUGGGAAAUUGUAACCAGAAUCUGCAAGAGCCUUUUCACAAAUCAAAAAAUCCUUUCCCUGAUAAUUGGAAGGUACCACAAGAUGGGGACUUCGACUUUUUGAAAAACCUGAGCUUUGAAGAAUUACAGAUGAGAUUGAGUGCACUGGAUCCAAUGAUGGAACGAGAAAUUGAGGAUCUGCGCCAAAGAUACCAGGCUAAACGGCAGCCCAUUCUGGAUGCCAUGGAUGCCAAGAAACGAAGACAGCAGAACUUCUAGCUGAAUUCAUCAGACAUCCAACUCUCAUCCAACAGAACCUACCCAAACUGUCCUGGGUAACAUAGCCUGUGUUAUAUCUUUACUGUCAGCAAUGCACUCUCUAAUUUGUUUCUGUAGUGAGUGGGUGAUUAAGUGCACGGGGCCUUUACUCUUCACUUGCCUGGCUGUGCACAUAUAGUAACUUAAAGGGACCGACUUGUGCUCGGCCUGUGCCGGAACUUUUGGGUUGUUGCGUGGCCAUGCACCUGUGCAGCUUAGAAGAAGCAUUGACUGUCAGAACAAUUAAUGAACCAAAAAUAUUCAAACACUGGUAGAAUCAUGUUAAUUAUGAUCUGCAGUUCAUCCCAUAGGCAUUGAAGCAAACAGUUUUAAUAGCAAUGUACUGUAUGUCCUUUCUUUUUUAGCACUACUUGUUUUUUUUAUCUCCACAGCUUAAAAUUAUAUAAUGUAAUUGUAAAUCAGUUUAGAACAUAACACAUCAUUGACUUAGGUAAUUACUUUAACAGCCUCAAAUACAACAAAGAUGGCAAUAUUUGUGACCAGCACAAAAUACCGAUGUAUGCUGUUUGAGCUUGCCUUGAUAUCAAGAAACACCAUUAUAAGUCUGAAAAGAUUAAAACUUAACCUGAGUCGUAAA